AUGGCGACCGCCAAAAUCACCACAAUACCCACCGAAAUCCUCACAUCCAUAUUCGAGUACUUUGUAGACGACCACGAAACGCUCGAAAAUGUUAGCAAGGCCUAUCCAGAGCUCGCUCCAGCGGCAAACACAGUACGCAACAGCGUUCGAAGAGUCCUUGUCCGCGGAAAUGGUGCACACGAAGCGUGCAUGGAGUUUCUCGAAGAGCUUUGUCUGGCCCACACACCGUCUGGUAAUGCCAUUGGGCCCAUACGCUAUCUUGACCUCGUCUUCGACAGCCGGGCACAGUUCCGACUAGAAAACACAACGCAGGAAAUCCUAAAUUUCCUUCCAGCGGUCCAACAUGUCACGCUCAAAAUCAACGCCCGCCCCUUCCCCGACAGUCCCAAGCAGGAGCAUAUCGAAAAUUUCGUAGAGAAAACGUGCGGAGCCGUGGUAGACUAUGCGAAACUCAUGAAUAUGCUCAACUCACUUCGGCCGGCAAGAAAAAUCGGUCUUAGCCUCAUCAUCAACGACUGCAUACUUCGCGCUUCCCCCAUCAUCGCACAACAAUACCCAAACAUCACACUCCGAGAAUUCGACGUCAAGAUAUACUUGUGUCAACGAAAUACCCUCGCCGCCUUGGCCGAGCGCUUGCUCUAUGCAACAGAAACUCUUACCGACUUCACGAUACUGGAGGACCAAAAGAGUCCAUGGGAUUGCGACUGGAUCCCUGUUCUCAUGCCGUUUUCCGGUCUCACUGCCCUCAAAAGACUACACAUAUCGUCUGGCUGUUGGUUCUCGGACUCGGCCAUGCAGGGUCGCCAGGGCUUUCUAUGGAAAGGCGAAAACGUACGCCCAUCCAUCGUCCAUUUACUGCCCCCAUCGCUUUCCUCGCUCCGAGUAGACUUUAGUGGUAGCGCGGCCAUUUUCGCUGUGGGCGAUGGAUACCGUGCCGCCUUCUUGAGCUCCCGCAUGACGUCCGACGAAAUCAAAAUGAAAAUGAGACCAUGUUGGAACUGGAUAUACGAAAUUGCCGCUGCUGAUCCUUCGCAAUUUCCUUGUUUGAAGAAGGUGGAAGUGCUGGAGCUGAAAUAUGUGGUCAGUGAUAGGGGUAGGGUCGUCAGGUGUGCGGAGCCGAUGGAUUGGGACCCGCCUGAGGUAUUGAAGAAGGCGUUUGCGGAUAGGGGGAUCGAAUUGACGAUUCAGAUUAGGGGUAAGACGGAAUUCAAGUCGGCGGGGCCGGGAGCUGAUGUGCAGGCAACGUGA
This is a messenger RNA of Alternaria ventricosa, 1248 nucleotides long. RefSeq lists its product as uncharacterized. The record is from RefSeq and is a predicted model, not a curated record. NCBI's taxonomy places the organism in Eukaryota, Fungi, Ascomycota, Dothideomycetes, Pleosporales, Pleosporaceae. The coding region runs from base 1 to 1248 and encodes 415 amino acids. The transcript has a single exon.